This is a messenger RNA of Nannospalax galili (Upper Galilee mountains blind mole rat), 4293 nucleotides long. It is a transcript of the gene Wdr47, whose product is annotated as WD repeat domain 47. Gene Ontology annotation, molecular function: protein binding. The transcript is spliced from 15 exons. NCBI's taxonomy places the organism in Eukaryota, Metazoa, Chordata, Mammalia, Rodentia, Spalacidae. The coding region runs from base 359 to 3121 and encodes 920 amino acids. The record is from RefSeq and is a predicted model, not a curated record.
CUUCCGCGCAGGCACCUGCCUAGCCGCCCCGCGCGGGGGUCCUGAGGCGCCCCGGAGAAGCGUAGCGAUUGGCUGCAGCUGGCGGCUGGAGCUCGGCUCCAGCGGCGCUUGACAACCGCAAUCUGCCGAGUUGAGCCGUCGAGGGCGGGAUAGGGGCGGACGCCAGAAGGACCGGCUGACGAACUGAUGGACUGACGCGCGGGCGGCGGAGGGAGGACCGACGCUAAGCCCAGACCGCCGCCCUCGCGCUCGCGUCCUAGCCCGGAGUUGGCCGCUCAGGGCUGCGGCCGCCGGUCUCCCGGCCGCGUCUUCUUCCGCCUCAUCCCGGCGCUCCGCUCGGAGCCCUCAGGUUAGCAACAUGACGGCUGAAGAAACAGUGAAUGUAAAAGAGGUUGAAAUCAUUAAGUUAAUUUUGGACUUCUUGAAUUCAAAGAAGCUUCACAUUAGUAUGCUGGCCCUUGAGAAGGAAAGUGGAGUCAUAAAUGGCCUAUUUUCAGAUGAUAUGCUUUUUCUGAGGCAGCUGAUCCUUGAUGGUCAAUGGGAUGAAGUUCUUCAGUUCAUUCAACCUCUGGAAUGUAUGGAAAAAUUUGACAAAAAAAGGUUUCGUUAUAUUAUCCUGAAGCAGAAGUUUCUAGAAGCUUUAUGUGUUAACAAUGCAAUGUCUGCAGAAGAUGAGCCCCAGCAUUUGGAAUUUACCAUGCAAGAAGCUGUGCAGUGUUUACAUGCUCUAGAAGAGUACUGUCCCUCUAAAGAUGACUAUAGCAAGCUCUGUUUGCUCCUGACUUUGCCUCGUCUGACCAAUCAUGCUGAAUUUAAGGACUGGAAUCCCAGCACUGCACGAGUUCACUGUUUUGAAGAGGUUUGUGUCAUGGUUGCAGAAUUCAUCCCUGCUGACAGGAAGCUAAGUGAGGCUGGUUUUAAAGCAAGUAACAAUCGCUUAUUUCAGCUUGUAAUGAAAGGCCUGCUUUAUGAAUGCUGCGUAGAAUUUUGUCAGAGUAAAGCAACUGGAGAAGAAAUUACAGAAAGUGAAGUACUUCUUGGCAUCGACCUCCUAUGCGGUAACGGUUGUGAUGAUUUAGAUCUAAGUUUAUUGUCUUGGCUUCAGAACCUCCCUUCUUCCGUCUUUUCUUGUGCAUUUGAACAGAAAAUGCUUAAUAUUCAUGUUGACAAACUUCUGAAACCUACAAAAGCUGCAUAUGCUGAUCUUUUGACUCCUCUUAUCAGCAAACUUUCUCCCUAUCCAUCAUCUCCAAUGAGAAGACCUCAGUCAGCUGAUGCCUAUAUGACUCGCUCUCUGAAUCCUGCAUUAGACGGCCUCACAUGUGGACUAACCAGUCACGAUAAGAGAAUCUCAGACCUUGGCAACAAAACUUCUCCAAUGUCACACUCAUUUGCUAACUUCCAUUAUCCAGGGGUACAAAACCUCAGCAGAAGUCUCAUGCUUGAGAAUACAGACUGUCACAGUAUCUAUGAAGAAUCCCCUGAACGAAGUGAUACACCUGUUGAGGCACAGCGGCCUAUCAGUGAAACCUCGGGCCAGAGUUCAGUUUCAGAAAAAGAGCCUGCAAAUGGAACACAGAACACAGCACCAGCUAAGCAAGAAAAGAAUGAGCUUCGAGAUUCCACUGAACAAUUUCAAGAAUAUUAUAGGCAAAGAUUACGCUAUCAGCAGCAUUUAGAACAGAAGGAGCAACAGCGACAGAUAUACCAGCAGAUGCUGCUUGAAGGAGGUGUGAACCAAGAGGAUGGUCCUGAUCAGCAACAGAAUCUUACUGAACAAUUCCUUAAUAGGUCUAUUCAAAAGCUUGGAGAAUUAAAUAUUGGAAUGGAUAGUCUUUGUAAUGAAGUUCCAGUGCUCAACCAGCAGUGCAAUGGGAGCAAAGGCAAUGGAUCACAUGAUUCUUCUGUGACUAGUUUUGCUACACCACCGCAAGACUCCAGCCAGAGAUUAACACAUGAUACUUCAAAUAUUCACACAAGCACUCCUCGUAAUCCUGGAUCAACACAUCACAUACCUUUUCUUGAGGACUCUCCACCUUGUGGAAGUCAGGUCUCAUCAGAACAUUCGGUCAGUAAGCCAUCUCUUGGAGAUUCUUCCGGGAGUCUAUCAAGAUCAAAAGGGGAAGAGGAUGACAAAUCAAAAAAGCAGUUUGUUUGUAUUAAUACUCUAGAAGACACACAAGCUGUUAGAGCAGUGGCUUUUCAUCCAAGUGGUAGUUUAUAUGCUGUUGGUUCGAAUUCAAAAACUCUGAGAGUUUGUGCCUAUCCAGAAGUAAUUGAUCCAAGUGUGCAUGAUGUUCCUAAGCAGCCAGUGGUACGAUUUAAAAGAAACAAACAUCAUAAAGGAUCCAUUUAUUGUGUUGCUUGGAGUCCUUGUGGACAGUUACUAGCAACAGGAUCAAAUGACAAAUACGUAAAAGUGUUACCGUUCAAUGCAGAGACUUGUAAUGCAACAGGACCGGAUCUGGAAUUUAGCAUGCAUGAUGGGACAAUUAGAGAUUUGGCAUUUAUGGAAGGCCCAGAAAGUGGUGGAGCAAUUUUAAUAAGUGCUGGAGCAGGGGACUGUAACAUUUAUACCACAGAUUGUCAAAGAGGACAGGGUCUUCAUGCUUUGAGUGGACACACUGGACAUAUUUUAGCACUUUAUACCUGGAGUGGCUGGAUGAUUGCAUCUGGUUCCCAAGACAAGACCGUUAGGUUCUGGGAUCUUCGAGUACCAAGCUGUGUCCGUGUUGUUGGCACAACAUUCCAUGGAACCGGCAGUGCAGUGGCAUCUGUAGCUGUAGAUCCCAGUGGCCGUCUCUUAGCCACAGGUCAAGAAGACUCUAGUUGCAUGCUGUAUGACAUAAGAGGAGGAAGAAUGGUACAGAGUUAUCACCCUCAUUCCAGUGAUGUUCGCUCUGUUCGCUUCUCCCCUGGAGCACACUACUUGCUAACAGGCUCUUACGAUAUGAAAAUAAAGGUGGCAGAUUUACAAGGUGACCUCACCAAGCAGCUUCCUAUCAUGGUGGUAGGGGAGCAUAAGGACAAAGUGAUUCAGUGCAGAUGGCACACCCAGGAUCUUUCCUUCCUGUCAUCCUCUGCAGACAGAACUGUAACUCUCUGGACUUACAAUGGCUAGAGUGCACCCUGUAUCAGUCUAUGCAGUGAAAGCACAGAGACUUCAGACUACUGAGUUGUGAAAACUACGAACCUGAAGAACAUACUGUUUAAGAAAGAAGCUUAGCACGAGGAAGCCCCUCUUUACCAUGUCCUAUCGAUAGGAAUGUUAGGUGGUGUUGUUCUGCAGUGCUUUCAGUCUUCCAUGUGAGUUUGUGCUGCUGUGUAGUCUCCUUGCCAAAGUCUGCAAAAGAGCUCUUAUGUUGAUGUGUGCUCCAAAUCAAGGUACAUGAUGUGUUUACGGUUUAUUAUUAAAUACACUUCUCAUUUUUUGCCCAAAUAACAGUUUUAUAUACACUCUGACACUGGAUUAUACUUUAAGAAUUCUGUUACAUAUAAUAUAACCAAGUUCUCUCCAGAUGAAACAGGUGUUCAGAAAUUACUUUGCUCUUGUCACAAUCCCAUAUUGUAUCCCUUACCUUCUAGAGGUCAGAAUUGGAUGUGCCUCUUACAUUUUACAUGGUUGUUUCCACCUAAGGAUUAUUAUGGAGUUGAAAGAUGAAUGGAAAACUGCUUCUUAGUUUGUUCUAAGGUAGCCUUUUUUUUUUUCUUAACCCAGGGAUAUGGUUUCUAUUUUGUCACCUGUUUUGUUCAGACUAAAUGGUAAAUAUGUUUUCUUUGGAAACUUGUUAACUUCAAUUUUUUGAAUGCAACAAGAUACCUCCCUUCUAUCCUGUACUGUAGACACAGAGCAGCAGCAGUUGUGUGAUGCAGUAUUUGAUGGUAUGGUUAAUUUACUGCCUAGCAUUUUCCUCUUAAACAAUAAAAAACUUUGCCAUGACCAUAGCAUGGCUUGAAAAGCUAUGUGUGCAUGAUAAUUUAAAAUGGAAAAUUUAAACUUUGCACUCCAAAAGCUUAUUUGGAUUUUUUUCUCGCAGUUUUGUGUAAUGAAGAAUAAUGAUUUUAUUAGUACUAUACUAUAGAGCCUAACAUUUUAUGUAUCUUUAUUUUCAUAUGGUUCGGUAUUUUAAGUUAUUAAAUAGGCUAUUUUAUUUAUUUCAACUGCAGUUGUAUUGAACUGUCUGUGCACUGUAUGUAGCAAACAUUUUUAAUCUAUGGUACACCAGUGGAAAAGUUCUAGAAAUGUAACUGUGCUUUUAUUUCAAUAAAGACCUCUUGACACCUGAAAUCAUA